GCCAGCCACGGGUGCACCAGCCUAGCCAUAGGGCUUGGACAGGAAACUAGAAUCUCCAACAGCCCGGCCCACAGCCUGGGGAAGAAGGAAAAGAAAGCUCUACUAACUGGAGUGGUUGAUGGAAGUAGGAGUGGAAACUAGAAUAAGGGCCUUUUUUUUUCUACCAUCAACACUCCUCACUAGGUGGUGCCCUGAGCGGACCUAGAAGUUUCCGACCCUUCGGUUCUGGGCCAUGACCACACUGAGCUUCAAGCCGAGUCAGCGCUUCCGGCUGCCUGACUGGCACACCAACAGCUACCUGUUGUCCACCAAUGCGGAGAGGCAGCGAGAUGCAUCCCAUCAGAUCCGCCAGGAGGCCCGGGUCCUCCGCAAUGAGACCAACAACCAGACCAUUUGGGAUGAACACGACAACAGGACUCGCCUGUCGGACAGGGUUGACACUGUCAACCGGUGGAAGGAGAUGCUGGACAAGUGUCUGACGGACUUAGAUGCUGAGAUUGACAACCUGACUCAGAUGAAGGAAUCCGCAGAGCAAAACCUGCAGGCCAAGAACCUGCCUCUGGAUGUGGCCAUUGAGUGCCUGACCCUGCGGGAUAGCCGGCGAGACAUUGACGUGGUGAAGGACCCUGUGGAAGAAGAGCUGCAUAAGGAGGUGGAGGUCAUUGAGGCCACCAGGAAGGCCUUGCAACAGAAGAUCAGCCAGGCCUUUGAGCAACUCUGCCUCCUGCAGGAAGUCAGACAGCAGCUCAACACAGACCACCGAGGCAAAAUGGAGACACUAGAGAUCGACCGUGGCUGUCUCUCACUCAACCUCAAUUCCCCAAACAUCUCCCUGAAAGUCAACCCCACACGUGUCCCCAAUGGCUCCACCACACUGCAACAGUGGGAUGAGAUAAGUCAGUACAACAAGAGCCACGCCGAGGCCGAGAUGAAAGCAGCCAUCGAGCUGAGGGAGGCCAUCACCCUAACUAUUGCUCAGACCAACAAUCAGCUUGAGGCCCAGAGGGUUGCAACAGAAUUUGCCUUUAGGAAGCGCCUGAGGGAGAUGGAGAAUGCUUAUAGCGAGCUCAAGUGGCAAGAGAAAAAUACCUUGGAGGAGAUCGCAGAGAUGCAGGAGGACAUCCGGCGCCUGGAGGAGGAUCUGCACAGAAAGUUGAUGAACCUGAAGCUGGCACAUACCCGGCUGGAGUCCAGAACGUACCGGCCCAACGCGGAACUAUGUCAGGACCAGGCACAGUAUGGCCUCACAGAUGAGGUCCACCAGUUAGAGGCGACCAUCACUGUCCUGAAGCAGAAACUGGCCCAAGCCCAGGAUGCGCUGGAUGCCCUGUACAAGCAUCUGGCCCGGCUGCAGGCUGAUAUUGCCUGCAAGACCAACUCCAUGCUGCUAGACACCAAGUGCAUGGACACACGACGCAAGCUAACUUUGCCGGCAGAGAAGUUCGUGCCUGAGGUGGACACCUUCACCCGGACCACAAACCGCACGCUGAGCCCACUCAAAUCCUGCCAGCUGGAGCUGGCCUAGUUUUGGGUGACUGAGAGAGGAGGAAAAGAAAAAUGGGUAGGAAAUGGGGAGGGAGCAGUGAACCUAAUAAAGAUGAAA
Jaculus jaculus (lesser Egyptian jerboa) is the source of this 1603-nucleotide messenger RNA. RefSeq names its product tektin 2 (gene Tekt2). The coding region runs from base 233 to 1525 and encodes 430 amino acids. Gene Ontology annotation, cellular component: microtubule cytoskeleton; nucleus. The record is from RefSeq and is a predicted model, not a curated record. Lineage: Eukaryota; Metazoa; Chordata; Mammalia; Rodentia; Dipodidae. The transcript has 10 exons. Gene Ontology annotation, biological process: cilium movement involved in cell motility; cilium assembly.